AUGGUCCUUCUUCUUACGACGGAUCGCAUCCUCGCCGCGUUCGAGGCUAUUCCGGCUUCGCGCCACGAGGAGCUAAAUCUGCCUACCACACUCGAAGCACAAGGCCCAAUAGCCCACGAGCAACUGAUCCGACUUGCCAGAUACCUUCAAACAGACCCAGAGUACAAAGAGCAUGUCUCUCAUACCCCAACAGUCCUCAGCUCCCUCCUCCGCGGAACGAAAGUCUACGUUCCUCCGCCGCCAAAGAAGCCAGAGCCCAGCGCCGAAUAUCUCGCCUCAAAAGCCCGCCUCCUCGCCGCAACAGAACAAGAAUCCUACAACCGCCUUUUAAACCCAAACUAUCAACCAAACGCCGACCACGCGGAUCCACACACGUCACCCUACACAAGCGACGGCCGAAUAGAAGAGGACACGCUGACGGUAUCGCUUGUUUCUAGCGUCUUCAUCUCGGUGCUUGUGACCGGGUUCGGCGUGUACGCGGCGCUCACUCGGUUCCCGACGCCGCAGAUCCUGUCAAAUGAGGCGGCUAAGGUUCUUCUUGGGCUGUUUUCGGCGCUGAGUGUUGCUGUUGCGGAGUCGUUUUUGUAUUGGACGUAUAUUGGGAAGGUGGAUCGGGCGAGAGUUAAGGAGAGGGGGGUUAGGGAAAGGAAGGUUGUUAUUGGGGCUGUUGGGGAGGAGGAUAAGGGUGUGGAUGAGGGUGUCGAGGUUGGGGCGGAGAAGGAAGAGAUCUGGGGGAAAGGGGUUAAUGGGGGUGUCAGGAGGAGGGUUAGGGAGAAGUGGGAGAAGGGGAGGGAUGGGGAGGAUGUUAAGAGUCUUUGA
Penicillium verrucosum is the source of this 819-nucleotide messenger RNA. Its product is annotated as TMEM199/VMA12 family protein. The record is from RefSeq and is a predicted model, not a curated record. The coding region runs from base 1 to 819 and encodes 272 amino acids. Lineage: Eukaryota; Fungi; Ascomycota; Eurotiomycetes; Eurotiales; Aspergillaceae. The transcript has 2 exons. Gene Ontology annotation, biological process: vacuolar proton-transporting V-type ATPase complex assembly. Gene Ontology annotation, cellular component: endomembrane system.